CCCCCUCAAGACCCUCCAAAAAGGAAACCCAAACCUAGUUAUGUGUAGGUCGACGGAGUACCCUGGCUUUCAGGCCAGGAGAGAAGCCCUAAAGAUUCAAGCUUUCUUUAUACGGUUUUCGGGUUUGGAUUCUCAUAAGCCGUUACCGGAAUCGCUCACGCUUUCGUAUCUUCCAAGAAUCAACGGCACCGCGCUCGAGAUCGACGGGUCAAAGAUCCGACCCGACGCGCCGGCGUUCGUGACGCUUCACCGCUCGGUGAAUGCGAAGGUGAGGAAGGGGGAGGCGAUAUUCGGGUCGCGGGAGGCGGUUCGGGCCGGCGACGGGGUCCAGUUCGAGGCGUAUUUGAGGGAGGAGAAGGUGUUGAAGGGGAUUUUCAGGAAAGACGUGGGGCAGGAGUGGAAAUUGGAGUGCAAGUGCGUGCUGGAGAGCGAGAGUGUCGGGAAGGAGGUCACGGCGGCGGAGGUGUGCGUGGCCGUGGAGGGACACGUGGCGAUGAGCGAGAGGGUGGCGAUGAUUGUGAAAAGGCGGGGAAAGUGUGGGUUUCAUCCGCUGGAGGAGAUCCCGGAGGUGGACGAGGAAUGGGACGGCGGGUGUUGCUGCACUUGCGGGGAAAUGGACGGUGGAGAUUUGGAGGAGGAUGGUGACGUGGAGGAGGAGUUGGACAUGGAUGUGGAUGUGGAGGGAGUGAGAUGGGCUGUGGAUGUGGGCUUUUGGGUCAUGUGUUUGGGUGUGGGCUACUUGGUUUCUAAGGCCUCAUCCAAAAGCUUGAGACGCAGGAGAUUAUUUUGAUUUUUCUUUUAGUUUUUAACUCCAUUUUUGACACCAAGUUGUACAGUUGCAACUUGCAACGCAUACUGGCAUAGUAUUGAUAAUAGACAACAUCAAACCAACGAAAAGUUUUGAUCCAUUUUUCAAUGAGAUGUGUAAUUUGCCUCAAACACUAACAUAGUUAUCAAUACAAUUUUUUUGGCGAA
This is a messenger RNA of Rosa chinensis, 975 nucleotides long. RefSeq lists its product as uncharacterized. The transcript has a single exon. The record is from RefSeq and is a predicted model, not a curated record. Bases 41 to 790 code for a protein of 249 amino acids. Lineage: Eukaryota; Viridiplantae; Streptophyta; Magnoliopsida; Rosales; Rosaceae.